UCUUUGCCACAGCAUUUGGUGGAAAAAUAAUAAUGCUGCUUCCCACAGCCAUAGCCGCCGCCAGGCCUGGUUCCCCGAUUGGCUGAUUCGGGUCACAUGACCAGGAAUUGGCUGCAAUUUCGCCCCAUAGUUGUUCAGUUUAGCCUACCCAGGUCCCCAUACGCUAGUAAUAUCACCAAUAUACACAAUUAUUAUAUAGCCACCGCAUUUACGCCAUUGCGGUCGGGAGCCUACACGCGUGUGCGUUUUUUCAUUUCGUUUUAUUUUUUUAAGAAGCCAUAUUGUAUUGUGUGCGUGUGUGAGCGUGCGUGUGUGUAUGUGGUUUUUUUUAUUUUUUUUAUUUUGGGGAAGGGAUUGUUUCGGGGGGUCUCGCCGUUUGAGGUUGGAGCCGGUUUCAGGGAGCUAUGAAUUUUGAAUUUGAGAGGGAGAUCGGUUUUAUAAACAGCCAGCCGUCCCUAGCAGAGUGCCUGACGUCCUUCCCCGCCGUCCUGGAGUCAUUUCAAACUUCAUCAAUCAAGGAGUCGACAGUAAUUCCGCCUCCCUUCGAGCACACCAUCCCCAGCCUCAGCCCCUGCACAGCCAGCCAGCCGAGACCGGCUGCUAGGAGCCAGCAGAACCGGAGAACCUCCGUCACUAAUGGCCUCCAGACGCACCAGCGAGCCGCCCAGCAGCCCUGCCCGCCCGGCCAGGCCCCUGCCCCGGCUACGGCCACCCCGGCCGGUCCGCUGGCCCACGAGUUCCCCUGGAUGAAAGAGAAGAAGUCCUCAAAGAAGUGCCCCAAGCCUGGGAGCAGCUCCAGCGGUGGCGGAUCCAUCAUCCCCCCUGCCUCGUCCUCCCCAUCACCGACCGCCUCCGGGUAUGCUUCGGCGGCCAUCGAGUCACCCACAGACCCGAGCCAGGCGAGUCUGGAUGGUGGAGGAGCCGGGUCCCGCCGGUUGCGCACCGCCUACACCAACACACAGCUGCUCGAGCUGGAGAAGGAGUUCCACUUCAACAAGUAUCUAUGCCGGCCCAGGAGGGUGGAGAUCGCCGCUCUUUUGGAUCUGACCGAGCGGCAGGUCAAAGUUUGGUUCCAGAACCGGCGCAUGAAACACAAGCGCCAGACUACGCACCACCGGGACGGCGGCGGAGGCCACGAAUCCAGCGACCCCGGAGGGUUCGAGCCGCUCGAAGGCGCCGAUGCCUCGUCCCCGUACUCAAGCCAGCCUCUGGAAGCAUCGGGCACCGGGGAGGCCACAUCGGACGGCGAGCCCGGGAGCUGCAAUCCAUCCUCCACCGCCUACGCUAUUGACAGCGGGGAUAAUGCACAACCCACGCCGGAGAGGGGAGGCCGAUUGAGCCGUCUCGAACGCCCACCGCUGCCAGCAGCAUCUGGCUCCUCCGACGCUGCUGCUGCGGUUCACCACUCUCCGCCCGUGUACACCGAGACGAACUCUGCUGACAACCCGGGCCUCCUGCAGCUCAGCGAGACCGGGUCCACAGCAGCAGCAGUGUCCGAUCCGUCAUUCUCUGAGCGGCAGGACUCCUCCAUCACGUCAGCCUCCUCCUCUGCUGCUCCUCCUGCCGCCUCCUCCUCCUCCUCCUCAUCCGCGCUCCCCGACCUGACCUUCUUUGCCGGGGACGCAUGCCUGUCUCCCAGCCUGCAGAGCUCACUGGAUAGUCCGGUGGAUUUCUCCGAGGAGGACUUCGACUUGUUCACAAGCACACUGUGCACCAUAGAUCUACAGCACCUCAACUUUUGAGGCCAGCUGCAACGUUUGAAUAUUUAAAAAAAAAAACUAGAAAUAAAAAGGGAGAAGACGGACGGGCGGGCCUGUGUGGAGGAGACUGCGGAGCACUCGAAGCUUCUCGGCAACAUUCCUGAAACAUUUCUGAAUGAAAAAAUUAUGUUUUAAAAUAUUUUUCGUCUUCUUGCUGGUUUUAAUUUUGCGGCUAAAAUGUAAGAAAGAUGCGAAUAUGUUUUAUUUUUUAUUAUUGUUACUUUUAAACAUCGAAGGGAAAUUGUUUUUUUUACCACGAUCGAAACGUUGUGGAUUUUCUCUCCCCUUGUUCAGGUAUUUAUUGCCUUUUCUUGUUUUCGAUCUUUUUUGUUUUAAACGAUUAACCUUUCUCAGUAUGUGUGGAUUUGUUUCCUCUAGUGCAUUCUGGUGCAGCUUCAUGGAUCUUAAUAACUUCUCAGGAACUGUUCACGGAGUCUAGGUGCAGAUAGCUGGACUGCUUUUUGAAAAAUCUCAACUGAAGAAUGAAAUCAUUCUCUCUCUGAACGAGUCAAGACGAGAGAGAAGCCCUGCUGAUGACCCGAGUUUUAGACCAGUUUAUUUAUUGAGAUUCUUUAAUAGUGAAAAUCCAAAUUAUUUAUUGUACAUAUAUUUUCAUAGUGGAAUAAU
This is a messenger RNA of Centropristis striata (black sea bass), 2387 nucleotides long. It is a transcript of the gene hoxb2a, whose product is annotated as homeobox B2a. Gene Ontology annotation, molecular function: DNA-binding transcription factor activity, RNA polymerase II-specific; DNA binding. Bases 405 to 1742 code for a protein of 445 amino acids. Gene Ontology annotation, biological process: regulation of DNA-templated transcription. The record is from RefSeq and is a predicted model, not a curated record. The transcript has 2 exons. Lineage: Eukaryota; Metazoa; Chordata; Actinopteri; Perciformes; Serranidae.